AUGGGAAAUAAAAAAUCAAUUAAUGCUCCGCUAUCAAACAUUGUGACAAUGGCAAAUGGAAGCUCUCGUAAAAAUGAAGAACCAAUAACCCUAGUUUGGUAUGAGGAAUGGAAUGGUAAUGAUUUAUCACAUGAUGAUAAAAUUUUUCGAAGACAAACACUUCGACAAAUAAACGAUUACGUUCUAUUUUUCCAAGAUAAACAUGAUUUUUUACAUUAUAUUCAUUUGAAUCAAGAUGAACAAAUAUUUAUUAUUAUUGUACCAUACUGUCAUUCAGAUGAAUUAUUAUCAAAUAUUCAUAUAUUAAAACAAAUCUAUUCAAUCUUUUUAUACUCUACUGUUGGUCGUAAUAAAUAUACAAGAUUAUUAACAGAAAAGUAUUCUAAAAUAAUUGGUUGUUUUAUUAAUCAACAAGAAUUGAUGGAUAUAUUACAAAAACGGAUUAAACUAUUAAUGAGGCAAUCAGCAAUGUUCAAUUUAUAUGAUGAUAAAAAGCAGAUGACAGCACGUGAUUUAACGAAAGAGUCAGGUUCAUUUCUAUUUUUUCAAUUAUUCAGACAUAUUACAUUAAUUACAAAAAAAAACAAUGAAUCAAAACGAACGAUGGUAGCAAAAUGUCGUGUUUACUAUCAUGAUAAUAAAAAACAACUAGAAAGUAUUUCACUAUUUGAGCGAACUUAUCAAUCAUCCGAAGCUAUCUAUUGGUAUACAAGAGAUACAUUUGUUCAUCGUAUUAUCAAUAAAGCACUGAGAACAGAAGAUAUCAUAGUAUGUUCAAAUAUCACGAGAACAUAA
Messenger RNA from Rotaria sp. Silwood1, 795 nucleotides. NCBI's taxonomy places the organism in Eukaryota, Metazoa, Rotifera, Eurotatoria, Philodinida, Philodinidae. The record is from the annotation of a GenBank genome assembly.